Molecule: messenger RNA, 1348 nt
Organism: Acanthochromis polyacanthus (spiny chromis)
Lineage: Eukaryota; Metazoa; Chordata; Actinopteri; Pomacentridae
Product: dual specificity protein phosphatase 22-B-like
Exons: 8
Coding region: 134-715 (193 amino acids)
Biological process (GO): regulation of cell population proliferation; protein dephosphorylation; transforming growth factor beta receptor signaling pathway
Cellular component (GO): cytosol
Molecular function (GO): protein tyrosine/serine/threonine phosphatase activity
Source: RefSeq, a predicted model, not a curated record
CUCAAUGAAGAAGGACUCAAGGCAUGAGCUGUGGAAACAUCGAAGGCUUUAUGAUAUCCUAGGUCAAACAAAGAAGCCAUCAGGGGUGGUUUGGAAACAAGGAGACACAAUAACAGCUCGUGACUUGUGAGAUAUGGGUAACGGAAUAAACAAGGUCCUGCCAGAUCUUUAUCUUGGAAAUAUCAAAGAUGCGCAAGACAGGGAGCUGCUGGCAAAGCACAGCAUCACCCACAUCCUGUCAAUCCAUGACACUGCUUCACCAGUCCUGGAGGACAUGAUGUACCUUUGUAUAUCUGCUGCUGACCAUUCUAAGCAAAACCUGAUUCAGUACUUCAGAGACAGCAUUAUGUUUAUUCACGAGUCUCGACUGAAAGGAGAAGGCUGCCUGGUUCACUGCGUGGCAGGAGUGUCUCGCAGCGUCACUCUGGUGGUGGCCUACAUCAUGACAGUGACGGGCCGUGGCUGGGUGGAGGCUCUGGCGGCGGUGAGGGCAGCCAGGCCAUGUGCAGGGCCCAAUUUGGGUUUCCUGAGGCAGCUUGAGGAGUUUGAAAACACGGAACUGACAGAAUAUCGAGCCUGGUGGACGGAGCGGUAUGGGAAGAACUCAUUCAAUGACGAUGAGGAGAUCGAGAACCUUAUAACUCGAAAAUCCAACAGCAGCAGCAGCAUCGUGUCAAACAGCAUCACUCCUGUGUUGGCCACAAGCGGAACCUGAUGAGAAGAUCUUCUGUCAGCCUGAUCUUAACUCAUCUCGAGCAGCUGAUUGCUGUAAGCUUCUGCUUGGACCAUUAAACCCACAAAGGCCAAUUUAGCUACAUUAAAAAAAACAUCAUUUCAUCACUGAUCCUGCACAGAAAAGCUGCUUCAGGACCAUCUUUUUUGUAAAAACGCCUGUAUCGAUAUGACAGGUCGACUCUCCUGUAUGAGGAAUAGGACAAGCAGCCGUGUGAUGGGGGGAUUUUAUGUCAGUGUUGUCAUUUCCCAUCGUCAUGUCAUGUCCUUGCCUCUAACUGUCAAAACAACAUGCAAGGGCAGUCAAGCACAACACCAGGGAAAUAUGUACAUACAGUCCACAGUGAGAACACACAUUUAGUAGUGUUCACUCCCCCUGUCAGUUAUGUUAUGCUGUGUCUUGUACUUGAAAUAUGACUACUGCUUUCUGUAGGUGAUGUGGAGGCUGAGGAAUGCUCUAUUUUCCAGUAAAACAAUGUCUGUAUUGCACUAUACUUCCUAAAUUUAGGUUUUGCUUUGAUUUUAAUUGUAUUAUUAUGUUUCUGAAUGCAAUUCUAACAUUAAAUGUCAUGUUAACAGUUUCUGCAGAAAUGAAUGAAACCGUCAUUUCCAUUAA